GAUAUUACUUUGGUUUAUGGGGCAUGCUAGGGGUAAACCAAAAUAAGGUAUCUCAUUUAUACAUCAGAUAAACAAGUGUCUGUGUUUUACAAUAUUAAAUGUCUGUGUUUACCUCGUCUUGGUGUACUCUAGAUUUAUUGGUAUUUAUUUGUGGGGCACCUUGACAUUAUCACACAUAUUGACUCAUAGUUUUUCGGACUUUUACCCUCACAUAUUCACUCACAUUUUGACCGACGAGGAGGCAGGCAAAUAUUUGCACAGUGCACUCAUCUCCUCAUCCAGGGGCCGGCCAGUUCAUUGAGAGCUAUCAUCCUUGUUUUCUGGCUCGUCUUCUCCGCGGCUGGGAACUAGCGAGGCUGCAUUUUGCCGAUGUAGUGCAAAUUGGGUUGGGAAGCAGUGGUCCUCGAAAUCAUCAGGAACUGCGCCCACUUUUCAAAUCUGGACGACAGCUCCUUCUCUAGUAGAGGCUGAGGCGGCGGUCCCAGUCCCAGUUGACAAAAUUUCAAUUUUCUAUGUAACCGUGUCGGACUGUCGGGGUUGUUCUUAUUAAUUUCUGGUACUCAUUGGGGAGCUUGAUAUUUUUUCUUUAGGAUUACCUCACAACAUGGCAGACCCAUUUCUUACCAAAGAUCCAUCAGUAGAUGAUAUUGAUGGCAUUGACUGGACUUCCGAAGAUGAACGAGAAAUUGAGGACAUACCUGCAAUGCGAGCGGCCACUGCUAACAUUGAGGCAAGCUCAUCAUCAGUUAGUCCAUGCUCCAAGUUGAUUCAGAAUUUUGUUGGGAUGGGAUUUUCUAGAGAAUUAGUUGAAAAAGCCAUUGAACAAAGUGGAGAAGACUCGGAGUCUAUAUUAGAAACUCUUCUAACACUCUCGGUUCUUGAGACUUCUCCUUCUGAACAACCAUAUGAUAGCUGUCCUCAAGAACAACCUUGUGUCAAUGAAAAUGAUAGCUCUUCAGGAUAUGAUGAGAAUAUUUUUGAGGAUUUCUCCGAUACCAAUAGUUGGUCUGAAGAAGAUGUGGAAGACAUGGUUUCCAUGUCUGACAAGGAGAGAACUCUGUUGUUUCUCACGAAGAUGGGAUACCCUGCAGAGGAGGCUACAGUGGCCAUGGACCGAUGUGGGCCAGAAGCCACAAUUGAGGAAUUGACAGAUUUCAUGUGUGCUGCUGAAAUGGCAAGAUCAGAAUCUACAUAUUGGCAAGAAGAUGAUAUCAAACCAAAGUUGAAGAGCUUGAUAGGUGAAAAUGGUAAACAUAAGAGGAAAAUGUAUUCCUAUGAGAUGUAUAAGAAGAAGAAGCAAAGGGGUAUGUUUGAUGAAGAGGUUGAGACGAUUCGGCUGCCAAAACCAAUGGUGGGGUUUGGGGUGCCAACAGAGAUAUGCCCACAAUUUCAAGGAAGAACUCUUCCAGAGCAAGCACUUGGGCCUCCCUACUUCUAUUAUGAGAAUGUUGCACUAGCUCCAAAAGGUGUUUGGGACACUAUCUCUCGAUUUUUGUAUGAUGUUGAACCAGAGUUUGUGGACUCAAAGUACUUUUGUGCUGCUGCACGGAAAAGGGGUUACAUUCAUAAUCUGCCAGUUGAGAAUCGGUUUCCUCUACUUCCCAUUCCUCCACGCACCAUACAUGAAGCGUUGCCGUUAACCAAGAAGUGGUGGCCCUCAUGGGAUACUCGCACGAAGCUCAAUUGCUUACAAACUGCUAUCGGAAGUGCUAGACUCUCUGAUCGCAUUCGCAAGGCUGUGGAAGCCUAUGAAGGCGAGCCGCCUUUGAGGGUGCAAAAGUAUGUACUUGACGAGUGUAGGAAAUGGAAUUUAGUGUGGGUGGGAAGAAACAAGGCUGCCCCUCUUGAACCGGAUGAAAUUGAAUAUCUCCUUGGCUUCCCAAAGAACCAUACAAGAGGCGGUGGGAUAAGUAGGACUGACAGAUACAAGUCGCUUGGCAACUCUUUCCAAGUUGAUACUGUGGCAUAUCAUUUGUCGACAUUGAAGGACUUGUUCCCAGGAGGGAUGAAUGUGUUGUCUCUCUUCUCUGGGAUCGGAGGUGCUGAGGUUGCCCUGCACAAGCUUGGGAUUCGGCUGAAGACCGUGGUCUCAGUCGAGAAGUCUGAGGUGAACCGAAACAUCGUGAGGUCAUGGUGGGAGCAGACCAAUCAAACCGGGAACCUGAUUGACUUUGAUGAUGUGCAGCUGUUGAAUGCAGACAGGUUAGAGCAGCUGAUACAUUCUACAGGGGGGUUUGAUCUCGUGAUCGGGGGAAGCCCGUGCAAUAACUUGGCUGGGAGCAAUAGGGUUAGCAGGGAUGGACUUGAAGGUAAAGAGAGCUCCCUUUUUUACGAUUACAUUCGGAUUCUGGAUCUGGUUAAGAGUAUUAUGUCCGGAUACCAGUAGAAAAGGAGCUUAAACAUUUGUUCAUUACAUUUAUUGAAUUCAUUUACCCAUAACGUAUGUUAAUUCUAAAACAACGUAAAGUUCAAUCUAAAACAACGUAAUCUUCAUUCUAAAACAAUGUAGUAUUCAUUCUCAAACAACGUAGACCAAAAUAGUGUUCACUCCGACAUAUAUGUAGUUAGUGAAUUGCGUCUCCUCGGCCCUCUUGAAAUCUACAAUUCCAUAUUUCCAUGUCGUCAGCCUUUUUUCUUCUCUUUAGAAGACAAGACCAAACCCGAACGGCAGCGCCGGCGAAAAACUAGGAUUUCCUCAUCCAAUGCCCGGCAAUUGUAGAUCCAGGCUCCCGUUUCUCAUUAAAUAAAAAGGGGAAGGUUCC
Cuscuta campestris is the source of this 2762-nucleotide messenger RNA. Lineage: Eukaryota; Viridiplantae; Streptophyta; Magnoliopsida; Solanales; Convolvulaceae. The record is from the annotation of a GenBank genome assembly.